Messenger RNA from Alternaria triticimaculans, 1176 nucleotides. RefSeq lists its product as uncharacterized. The coding region runs from base 1 to 1176 and encodes 391 amino acids. The record is from RefSeq and is a predicted model, not a curated record. The transcript has a single exon. NCBI's taxonomy places the organism in Eukaryota, Fungi, Ascomycota, Dothideomycetes, Pleosporales, Pleosporaceae.
AUGACAAAUAUCGGCGCUUGCGCAGGUGUGCUCGGAGCGCAUGCAUACUUUCAGUACACUGGGGAGAGGCAGGAGGCAUACAAACACUUUGGUCGACAUGUCAAGCGACGAUCAUUCGAGUUCUGGAACAUCUUCUGGGAUCCGGAGCUCAUGGCGAGCCUCGACCCCAUCAUGCAGCAAUACGUCUCACACAACAGCCUCUGGUACACACGGUGGCUGUCAGAUGAGGCCUUUGAGCGAGCAGAACAGGACGUGCAACUCGAAAACAGCAGCAGUGAGCCUAUGACAGAUGCUGCAACACCUGUCGAGCAACAGCCACCGUUCUACACCACACCCGUCGACUAUGCCGAAGACCUGCGACGCAUCGACAUUGAAAGCACGCUGGCUACUAUGGAAACCAUGGAAGCAGACAAGAUGGAACUACUCCAGGAGGCCGAAUACCUGCUUUACAUAAACGCACAGCAAAAGUACGACUACUGCCACAUGGGGUCUACAGAUGAGGAUGAACGUCAAGACCUCCUCCGACAAAUCCAGCUCGUCGAGGUAGCACACGUCAGUCUUCGCAACGCAGCCCACGACAUCGACGUCAAGCUCAUACAAUGGCGCAUGUGCGUCCGACACAAAACCAUCUGGGAAGCAGGCCAAACCACCGCGACAGGGACGGAUAGGCUCGCCAACUGGGCACCCGAGCCGCCAUCCAUAUCACCCACGACCGAAGCCAUAGUGCUCGCCACGCACAAACCGACAUACGCAAUGGGCGAGUUAGAAAGAAUACAUUUACAAAUCUCUGCAGAGGUUAAGACAUUUGAGGAUGGUUGGAAAGACGAUAGACAGCCGAGGGAUAAGAGGGAGAGGUGGAAGAAGGAUGCAGAAGACGGGAGGAAGUUUUUGAGAGCGGCGGAUGUUGUAUUGUUAAGGUUGCAGAAGGCGAGGGAGAGGGUUGAGGGAAGCAGUUCGAUCGUAGAAGCGGCGGUGGACAGCGGGAUGGCGAUGAAAGAGAAAGAGGGAGAGGAUAGACAUGGGAGGAGAGAUGGUACUGUUCCGGCAACAACGGCUGAAGUCGCGGAGUUACAAGAAGGUCCCUUGCUUACUAGAAACCAGGUUGAGAAGGCGAGCGUGCAUGGAGUACAAGCGACGAAAGCGUCUGCUGGGGCUUUGGAUAAGGAUAAGUCGUGA